This is a messenger RNA of Coturnix japonica (Japanese quail), 5773 nucleotides long. Its product is annotated as C-X-C motif chemokine 13-like. Gene Ontology annotation, cellular component: extracellular region. The record is from RefSeq and is a predicted model, not a curated record. Gene Ontology annotation, biological process: chemotaxis; defense response; immune response. Gene Ontology annotation, molecular function: chemokine activity. Lineage: Eukaryota; Metazoa; Chordata; Aves; Galliformes; Phasianidae.
CCGGGUCAGCUAUAAAGCAGCCCAGCAGUGGCUCGGGGGCAGUGAGGAUGCAGGCGCUGCAGGCAGCACUGGCCCUGGGCCUGCUGCUGGGCAGCCUGCUGCCAGGGGAUGGUCUGUCGCUGGAGAGCCUGCUGACCAACAAGAGGUGCAAGUGUGUCAAAGUGACUGCCCAGGUCAUCGGGCUGGGGCUUAUCCUUGCCAUCGAUGUGACACCGCCGGGUAUUCAUUGCCGGAGGAAAGAGAUCAUCCUCACCCUGAAGAGGAACAAGAAGGUGUGUGUGGCCCCUGAGGCGCCCUGGAUCCAGCUGCUCAUCCACAAGCUGACGCAGAUGGAUAUCACAAAAAAAGAAGCAGCGGCGGUCAUGCGGUCACGGCGGGAAGCGGGGAGAUGGACACCGCCCCCAUAGCAGGACCUGCAUCCCUUCCCCAGCACCGCCUGUCCCUCAAUCCAUCCAGCCUUGGUUCUGGCUGGGGACAGGAGCCUUUCUCCCCCUCCACCCUCCCCAGAACCAGGCUGUCCUGCCAGACCCUGGCGUUGCCCUACAUUCUGGUGAUUCUGCUGUCCCCCUGCGUGAUGCCCACCCAGGGCUCAAUUAAACUCUGAAUGCUCUGCCCUUGACUCUUUCCAUGCGGAUUUGUGUGAAAACAAUGUUUCCAUUGCACGCAGUACCAGGAUGGGUUAGAUGAGGACUGUGGCACUGCAAAGCCUACAGGCAGGACUGUAGGGUGUUUCUCAUGCCUGCUGUCUUUCCUCUGCCCAAAGGACCCAGCGGUUUUGUGCUUCUUUAUGUACUUUCCUGCUCAAAAGGAAGAGUCUGAGCAGUGAGUGCUGUGAGAAAGAUGUGGUCUGACCUCUGAAAAGAUCAGUGCUGGUGGCGGCAGUGCUGCCUCUCAGCUUUGUGAGCAUGGGGAAAUAGAAGGGAGUGAGGAGAUUUCCCAAACACUGGUGGAUGUGGUCUCUGAACAUCCCUGGUCAGGAACAGCUCUGGAUGGUACCUUUGUACCUUCCCUCCUGUGUCCCAGGAGCACCAACAGGAGAUAGAGGCUCUUGGGAAAGGCACAUUAUUCAAAACUGAGUCUUUUCAGUGGGUAGAAUCAUUUAGUGCAAGUGGAGCUGGCAUUCCCUUUUAAUAGUGCGUCAAUUAUUGCAAGUGGGAGAUGGGCAAAAAGGAUUCCUUACUCUUUGUUCCUGUGGGAAGUGUGGAAUAAACUUACUGCUAAGUUUCUGUUCAAGAGUGUUGCUCUUGCAGCUGAGGAGCUGAGGGCUGGUGUCAGGCUUGGGAAUGCCUGGAAGACCCACAGUAUGUCAAUAUGGGGCUGGUGGCUCCCAGGGCUGGCACUCAGCCUGAGGGCAUGGGGGAACUGAGGGCAACUCCUGGCUUCCAGCACAGCUCCAGGUGGCCAAGUGGCCAGAGGAGCCUCUGCUCUCAGCAACCUCCCAAUUCCAUUUGCACAAAGCGCAAUGGAAAUCCCCUUAAAACUUCAGUGUAAGCAUGUCCCAGAGUGACACCGCUGCUUCCCAAUUCUCCGUGUGCAGUUCCACCUUCUGGGGGGAGGACGCGGCUGUUGCAGAAAUGGAGCACAAGAAAGAGGUCCGGCUGAAAAGCACCCAGCCUCCCCAAAGGAGAACUGUGGGCACCUGUGAGUUUAUGAAUUAAGGGCAUCUUUUGCUAACGUGGUGCACACAAACACUUUAAUUGCUUGGAAAGGAAACACAUGAUGCAAUAAUUAAAAGUUGAAAACAAAGCCAAAGUCAUGUAACAUGUCACUUAUAAAGAGAGCCACCGUGAUUUCCUUUUUGCUUUGGAACAAAGACAAAUACAGACAAAUGCAAACUUGGUAAAUGCCUACGUUUUAGAAACUGUUCAACAAAGAGGACAAGACCAAGUACCAGAAUCACUCCAACCCUCACCCUCACCGGUGAGAGGUUUUCUAAGCUAAAUACCUUGUAUUAUUGCAGGACUGGGGGAAAGGAGGAAUCAUAUCACUUAGCAUGCUUUGCCAUCAAUGAUGUACCAAAGUACAUGAGCGUUUCUCUGGCUUCCUGUCGAUUUUCAGACACGUGUCAAGAAGCUGCUCCUGAAGCCCAUCACCCUCCAGUAGCCAAACCUGCAAACUUUCUCAAUACCCAUCAUGGAGUCAAAUGACUUUUCUCAGUCCUUAAAAGGUGCUGGUUUUGUCACAUUCCUGAUGGUGCCAUGUUGUCACUUUUCUGGACGUGUCACACCUGUGCCUGUCUACCAGCUGCCUUUUGGCCCAGCUCCAUUUCUCAGAGCAGAAAACCUGUGCUCAGUAUCUGUGCGAAUGCUGUCACAAAAGGAGUUCCCGUGUCACUUAGGGCUGUGCCUGUAUCCAAAGCUUUAUAAUCUCCUUUGAAAUUGGUUUUUAACCUUGAAGUGCUUUCUGGGCUGACACUUGGAUUAGGGAGGUAGGAAAUUAAAUGCUUUUCAUCAGGUUUUCUUGGGUUUUAUGCUGCUUUUGAACACUGAAGGGAGAUAAAGGGAGGGUGUGCUACAAUACCUUGUACUCGUUAAAAAGAAAAGGAUGAGCUGCAUAAUCCAAGAUGCCUUUCCUCAUUAUGAGAUGAUGAGAUCCAGCUAAUAAGAAAAUAUCUCAGAAAAGUCCAAGCGUCUCUGCACUGAGGGUGCAUUUAUUUUCCAGCCUCUAGUCUGUAUAAAACCCUCUGCAACCAAGCAGUUCAGAUCCUUUUCAGGCAUGGGAAAUCUAACGGCCAAAAUCUUCCUCCUUCUGAAGUCAAUGUGAGCUUCAGCAGAUUCCCAUUCCUUUUCCAUUCCCUUCCUUCUCCCUUCCUUUCCCUUCCCGUCAAUUAGCAGUAACAGAGCACACGGCAGGCUCUUAAGUCUGCACCUACAUGCAACACCAUCUGCUACACUGGCAUGAAGUGAGGAAAGGGAUUUUGUGGUUAUUGUGAAAAAAACACCCCUGGAUCCGUUGCAAAAGAACAACAAGCUGAUGCAAAACAGUGAGACACUUCUCAUUCCAACACUUUGCUAUUGUCUUGAGAGGCCGCAAAGAGGACCUGUCGAGAUGGUGAGACAGGCAAAGCAUCAUUCCUUAUGUUCAGUUUUGGCCUUUGGUCUUUAUUAUCAUUACAAGAAAAACAUCUGUUAAGAAAUGCAUAGCAGCCAAUAACAGGCAAAUGGUAAUGAAGCACAAAGCUGAGGUCACCAGGGGAUAACUGCUGCUCCCUCUCACACCCAGGUAAGGGUGUGUAUCACACUUCUGUGUUCCUUCUCUUGCAAGCCAUUGACUUGGUGUGGAUAGGAUUAAAAAACUCUUUCACACCACCCCACUAUACUAAAUUUCACACCAAGGGAAGGUUUUGAUGUGAGAAGCUUAAAACACCUUGUGGAAUAUGUAGAGUGCAUGACUGGGCUUAAAUCUGGCCUUUGACACAAAGGACUGUCAGCCCUGCUCCUACCAGGAGGGUGUCACUACCACACUUGUGUUCUAGGAACCUCUAAAGGGCUUUUAGCCCCCUCCUAGGGAACAAGUGGUGUGAACUUUCCACAUCUCCAAUGCUUUCUUGCACUUCAAACCCAAGCUAGGUAAGGAAAGCCGGCCCUCAAAAGCCACGCUGAUGCACCAUGAGAAAUCCAGCCCUGUAUUUGGGAUUUGGGAGCUGCAAGUGCUCAGCACCUUUGUAAACCAGGCCAUGGGCUCUGAGUGCAUAAGCACAGACUGGGCAGGAGUUUAGGAGUCCCCAAGGCAAAAGUGCAAAGUGGGAGGCCCCAGUGGUCCACAGCACUGGCACAGCUCUGAAGACCACGGAAUGGUUCUGAAAAGUCAGUGGCAAAGGCUUCUCAACAGGUUUGGCUCCAAAACUCUGGGCUCUAUAUUUGGUAAAACACAGGACAGCAAGGGGCUGAGACCAGCAAGGGGCUGAGACCAGCAAGAACCUUUCUGAAGGGGUCUGCAGACUAAAGAAGAGUGGCUUCAAACACACAUAGAAAGCUUGUGGAUAAAAUGAAGUAUUUUCUGAAUACAGAUGCGAGAAACAGGUGGAAAAAGCUUUUAUAGAGGACAAUGGGAAGAAGAGCUGCUCUCAGAGCCCUUUGUGCCAAACCUGACUUCAAUAUAUGGUACACAAAUGUUCACGCACCUUACAUCCAAAUAAGGAAACCAAAAUAUUCAGCUGCAAUGUACAAAAUUCUCUUUUAUAUAUAUAUAUGUAUAUAUAUAUACACACAAAACCCCAUAUCUAACAGAUUUACCAUGUUGAAUUUUAAAAAGUUGCUUGUAGAAUGGUGCUGGAUUUUUUUUCUCUGCUUGCUUUAGGCAGUGCUGCUGCUUAGAAGUUGACAUCAGGCACGAUAUCAUUGAAACCCAACCAAGAAAGCAAGGAGCAGGAAGGGGCUGAGGGCUUUUUCCUAAGCACGAGUGGUGUGGGCACUGCAAUGUGCACAGUGUCUAAGCAUGGGAAACAAGGGUUGGCGAUGGAGAGAACUACUUGUUCCCCAUUAAUGUGAUUACACUUAAGGAUAUUUUGCCCUCUAUUACUUCCCUCCCUCUCCCCAGUAACAUAACAUACCCUGCAAGGCCCUGUUAGCCUCCAUCUGGGUCAAAAGAAAAUGAGUGUCACCAUCUGGGUGCUGCAGAUGAGCACAAAACAGAUCUCAUCCCACGCACGAGGCUGGCGGCUGAUGGCUCCGCGCUCCUUCUCGUCUCAGGGCAGAGCUCUAUGAAGAGCAGCAGUUCUGCUCGGCUGGAAAAAAGCACAACCCCUUACUGCUCCUUUUGUAGGAAAGGGAGAGAAACCAGGGGAAAAGAGGGAGGGAGUCAGAGAUGUGCGAGGCGGGUAAACAUGCCCCUGGUUAUGUGCAUCGACUGAAACAAAAACAGAGUUCUGAAGAGAUAUUUUAAAAUCCAGAGGUUUUGUGCAAUAUCUGUUUAAACAGCGUUUUAAAAAUCACACAGCGUAAUGGACGUUCUGAAGUGCAUUUUGAAGCAGAGAAAAUCCAAUUGAACACCUUCCUGCAACAGAACGUUUCAGUCACUUAUAAACCCAAAGGAAGUACAACGUAGCGGUUUACAAUGUUUACCAGGUGCUUUUGUAUCACCCCCACCCUCUCCCACCCUGAUAUUACAAAAGAUUGUUGCCGUUUUUUCUUUUUAUUAAUAAACGGGCUCCUCUGCAGUUCAUAUACAAUCAUAGGUGAACUUUAAAUUCCAUUUUAUACAAACAUCUCAAAAAAUAUUGGGAGUGAAGUAUGGUGGAACUAUUGCUCACGUUGCCAGUAAAACAUGCGUGAAGGACAGGAGGAGAAUGGUUGUUAGUGCACACCUCCAGAGCAGAGAAACCCCUCCAGGAGAGAUACAGUAGUUGAUUACAGAAAGGUAAUGUCCACAAAAUUAAGUUUUUCAUGCUAUUCUACUUUCCAGUACUAUACUCAAUUGCCGUCUCAAUUUAUCCGCGUGGCCAGGUGUUGAACGCUGAGGUAUAUUACAAAGGAGAUACCUGCACCUAGAGGAAAAUUCUUCUUUUAGAAAGGGCUUUUUUUUUGGUGCUGCACGAAGCAAUUUACAUCCAUUAAUUUCACCCAGCUACAGUCAUUUCCAAUUUGUAUCGGGCAAUAGAUGACGUCUCCAGUUUUAGGCACUUCUUUUAAAGGGAGCUGUCAUUUCACUGAACUCAUCUUUGCAUUCUGUCCCACUCCUCUCCCGUCCCCCUCAGCAGAAGUCAGGGAAUAGAAUACUUCUACUCUGGGCCCAAUUGAUUUUUCCUAUGGAUAAUUUCCUACGUACAAAACAA